AUGAAUAAUCAGCCGCAAGGUGGGAACAGCGUCCCCAAUAGUAUCGGCAAUAUAUUCAGCAAUAUCGGGACUCCGUCCUUCAAUAUGGCGCAAAUUCCGCAGCAGCUGUACCAAAGUCUUACUCCCCAGCAAUUGCAGAUGAUUCAACAACGACACCAACAAUUACUAAUGAGCCGCCUACAACAACAACAACAACAACAACAACAACAACAACMACAACAACAACAACAACAACAACAACAACAGCCACAAAGACAGACUUCACCACCAUCACAAACACAGCAAUCACCACCUCCUCCCCCUUCCGCUCCUCUGCAACAAUCACAGUCCAUGGCUAGUCAAUCUGCAACAUCUACCCCGCCUCCUCCUCCUCCUCCUCCAGCGCCAAUUAAUUUGCCUCCCCAGAUUGCUCAGCUACCCUUGGCUACACAGCAACAAGUUUUAAAUAGAUUGAGGCAACAGGCCAUCGCAAAGAAUAAUCCGCAAGUAGUGGAUGCUAUCACCGUGGCACAACAACAAGUUCAACGUCAAAUUGAGCAACAGAGGGAACAGCAGACUGCCCAAACUCAACUAGAACAGCAAAGGCAACUUUUGGUUCAGCAGCAACAGCAGCAGCAACUUAGAAACCAAAUGCAACGACAACGGCAGCAACAAUUUAGGCAUCAAGUCCAAAUACAACAACAGCAGCAGCAACAACAACAACAACAACAACAACAAGUCCAGCAACAACAACAAGUCCAGCAACAACAACAAGUCCAGCACCAACAGCAACAACAUCAGCCACAACAGCAACAGCAACAACAGCGAAUGCCUUCUGCCAGAUCCAUAGGCGAUCAACCUUCCACCAUUUCCCAUCCUACUGUUGGACAACUUCCUCAAUUACCUAAGCUAAACUUACCUAAGUUUCAAACGAUUCAGUACGACCCACCGGAAUCCAAGUUACCAUACCCAACGUAUUGGUCAGAUAAAGGAGCAGACACAGAUACUUUAUUGUAUGAACAAAUAAUUCAGCGUGACAAAAUUAACAAGUUCUCCUUAGUGAGGGAAACUAACGGUUACGAUCCAUUCAGUAUUUAUGGAUUCAGUAAUAAAGAAUAUAUAAGCAGACUGUGGCACACAUUAAAAUAUUAUCAGGACUUAAAAAACACCAGGAUGAAAUCUAUAACUAACACCUCACAGAAGAUUUCAUCAGCAAGUAUCUGGGGGAAUGGUUAUUCAGGAUACGGGAACGGAAUCACAAAUACAACCACAAGAGUUAUACCUCAAGUUGAAGUUGAUAAUAGAAAACACUACCUUGAAGAUAAGUUGAGAGUUUAUAAACAGGCAAUGAGUGAAACAACAGAGGAAUUGGUUCCGAUAAGAUUGGAAUUCGACCAAGAUCGUGACAAAUUCUUCCUAAGAGAUACAUUGCUAUGGAACAAAAAUGAUGAACUUAUCAAGAUUGAAGAAUUUGUGGAUGACAUGAUGCGAGAUUAUCGAUUUGAAGAUUCGACCAGGGAGCAACACAUAGAUACCAUAUGUCAGUCCAUACAAGAACAAAUCCAAGAAUUUCAAGGAAAUCCAUAUUUAGAAUUGAAUCAGGAUCGCUUGGGUGGUGAUGAUUUACGAAUUAGAAUCAAGCUGGAUAUUGUGGUGGGACAAAACCAACUUAUCGAUCAAUUUGAAUGGGAUAUCUCUAAUAGUGAUAAUUGUCCCGAAGAAUUUGCAGAAUCCAUGUGCCAAGAACUGGAAUUGCCCGGUGAGUUUGUUACAUCCAUUGCACACUCGAUAAGAGAACAGGUUCACAUGUACCACAAAUCGCUGGCAUUGUUAGGCUAUAACUUUGAUGGAUCAGUGAUAGAAGACGAUGACAUUAGAAGCAGGAUGCUGCCCACAAUUACGAUUGACGAUGUUUAUAGACCUGCAGCAGAAAGUAAAGUCUUCACUCCAAACCUUCUUCAAAUUUCAGCAGCGGAACUAGAAAGAUUGGAUAAGGAUAAGGAUAGAGAUACAAGAAGGAAAAGAAGACAAGGCAGAUCUAAUAGACGUGGUAUGCUUGCAUUGACCGGUACAUCGACAAACAGUAUGUCCAUGAACGGUGCUCAUAAUGGAGCAGCAACGGGGAACGCUUCAUUGUUACCAUCAGGGGAGAUUUUGCUGCCAGAUAUCGCAGAUAUUCCGAGAACUUUCAGAACACCAGUACCAAGUACUCUAAUGCCCGGCGGUGUUGACGUGGGACCUUCAGUGGAAUCAUACGAAUUGAGAACCACGACUACAUAUAAGGCUAAGCCAGAUAGACCCAAGCCAGUCCCGCCCCCUUGCUACAUUAUUGACCACAUUCCAGGUCAUUCGCUAUUACUUUCUAUCAAAGUGCCUAAGAAAGAGGAAGCCCAAGAAGAUUUUGCGACGAUGAUUGAACCGAACAAUAGCACCAAUCCAAUGCUUCCAAGGCCUGGCUCCCUGAAGUCCAGAUUGAAUAGUAAUAUUCGCGCUGGUGUAACUAUUCCGACAGGUGCGAACCCUAUUGGAAAUCACGCUACUACAAGCUCCCUCAAUCCGACACUACCGCCUGCCAUUCCAACCGGAGUAGCCGGAAAGACAGUUCCUGUACCUACUCCACCAACGCUACCCUCAGUAGCUCCCCAUGGUAGUGACCGGAUACUUUCAAACAAUAAUGGUGAUACUAAUAAUAAUAAUAAUAAUAAUACAUAA
Saccharomyces eubayanus is the source of this 2691-nucleotide messenger RNA. It is a transcript of the gene SNF5, whose product is annotated as Snf5p. Gene Ontology annotation, biological process: regulation of transcription by RNA polymerase II; chromatin remodeling. Gene Ontology annotation, cellular component: SWI/SNF complex; nuclear chromosome; nucleus. Gene Ontology annotation, molecular function: transcription coregulator activity. The coding region runs from base 1 to 2691 and encodes 896 amino acids. Lineage: Eukaryota; Fungi; Ascomycota; Saccharomycetes; Saccharomycetales; Saccharomycetaceae. The transcript has a single exon. The record is from RefSeq and is a predicted model, not a curated record.